AUGGACGGACGGCAUUACGCGGAGGGCGCUCGCAUGCCGCGCGACCCCAAGAAGCCCUGCGAGGUCUGCUACUGCAUCCGGAACAGCAGCGCAUGCGUACUCCAGGACUGCGAGCUGCACGUGGACGGAUGCUUCCCGGUGUUCUCGCAGCCCAGCUGCUGCCCUUCCAGAUACAACUGCAGCAAAGAAGCCGCCACAACGGUUCCUCCCGGUUUGAUUCCAACAGAAGCUCCAGAUACAGGAUGCUUGCACGACGGACAGCUCUACGACGACGGCGCCCCGAUCCCGUCGGGCGAGGCGUGCAAACGCUGCUACUGCAUGCGCAACGAAGUGGUCUGCGCCGUCAACGAGUGCAAGGCGCCGUCCGACGGAUGCGUCGCCAUGCCGAUCGAGCCGGGACACUGCUGUCCGCAGCGAUACGAGUGCCCCUCCGACAUGACAACGCUAGCACCCGGAGAGACGACCCUGACGCCGUACGGCACAACGCCAGCGCCGCCGUCUACCGCGACGUUGGAGCCCGUCGAGGGGCGGAAGAAGACGCCGGAACCGGAAACGGCGACCACGGGAACAGUCGUCCCGUACACGACCACCAUGCAGCCCGUCGUAUUCCCCUCAGGAAUACCAGGAGAAGGGCGCUGCCGAUUUGAAGACGCCAUCUACAUGCCAGGAGACGAAAUCGUAUCGCAAGACCCAUGUAACACAAACUGUACUUGCGCCAACAGUUUGGUUAGCUGCGACCAGGUCAUGUGCCACGAACCGGAGCAAGACAUCACAGGAUGUCAGGCAGUACAUCCCGAAGGCGCGUGCUGCCCUCAUUACGAUUGCCAGGUGUCUGAACAGCCGACAUCGACAGGUCCAACAGAGCUGCCUUCUGAAACAACAAAGAUACCUGAGACAGCAGCUACUGGAGAAUCCACUACCGUAACCACGGAGGCUGUGACAACUCCUGUUGAGGAGGCUACAACGCUGAAAACCACACCGGAGGGUACCACGACCUUCCUCACAACCGAGGGCGAACAUGUCACGACAGAACCUACAGGUGUUGAAACAAUCUCAACAGAAAAAACUACAACGGCAACUCCGGAAGUGAGUGAAACAGGAACUUCUGUGAUACCAGAGGUAACCACAGGAACAAAGAAACCAGAAACCGAACGGGAACGCGAAGAAGCACCUUCGACAACGGAAGCGGUGACAGCUUCUGGUGCUCCGAAAGUUACCAUUGAGGAGGUUUUCACGACAAAGGGUUCCACCACAGUAGAAGAAAUGACAACAGUUGCGGAGGGCGUAACGACGGAAAAAUCCGAAGCUCCGAGUUUCUAUGCACAGCAGUACCAUCUGUACCGACAACUAAGGAGCCAACAACAGGAGUUUCUGAAGCAACAACAGGAGUCCCUGAAGCAACAUCAGGAGUUCCUGAAGCAACAACAGGAGUUCCUGAAGCAACAACAGGAGUUCCUGAAGCAACAACAGGAGUUCCUGAGGCAACACCAGGAGCUUCUGAAGCAACAACAGGAGCUUCUGAAGCAACAACAAACCGGCAACUGGUCCUACGGGAGAAAUAACAAGCCCUACUCCAGCGACAGGAAUUUACACGGAACCGACGAGGACAACAGUGGUUACCGAAGCUGGAACUACAGAGAAAGCUGGUACAACUCCACCAGAGGAGGCAGAACAACCACACCGGCUGAAGAGUUCACAACAGCAGAAGGAGCUCCAUUUUCAACUGAAGUUCCAACGCCGGAGGAAGCCACGACUCUCUCCGGAGCCACAUCUCCACCAGAAGGUACUACGACGAAAUUGCCCGCGACGAGCGAAGCUACUGUCAGCACGCCUACGGAAGAAGAGGUGACAUCCGUCUCCGAGCGUACAGAAGGCGAAGUUACCACUGAAAUGGUACCUUCUGUCCCAGCAGAAGUCACGACGCCGAAGCAGCCUUCGACUGAAGAGGUGACAACGCCAUCAGCACCAGGGACAGAAGAAGUUUCAACAUCAGUACCAUCUGUUACAACCAUGAAAGCAGAAGCGACUAGCGAAGUUACUACACCUCAACCACCUGUAACAGGCGAAGUGACCACGCCGGAGCCAUCGGUAACUCCCGAGGGUGCAACACCUGAGCCUUCUGUAACAGGUGAAGUUACCACAAGUGAGCCGGUCUUAACAUCAGAGGGCACGACUCCUGAAUCUGAAGUAUCAGGCGCAGUGACGACGUCUGCGCCAGCCAUAACAAGUGAAGUCACCACGCCUCAAACACCGGUGACCGGAGAUGUCACCACCCGGGAGCCGUCCGUAACAACCGAGGGUACAACAGUCAAGCCACCUGUAACUGACGAAGUUACCACUAUCCAACCAACAAGUCAGAUUACCACGAGCAAACCGCCUGAAACUGAAGGUACCACAGUUGGAACGCCCGUAACAGGCGAAGUGACCACGACUCCGUCGGUAACUGGUGAAGCCACCACCCCUGAAACCUCUGUAACGACCGAGCUAUCCACGCCAGGGCCAUCGGUAAGUGGUGAAGUUAGUACUUCCUCGCCAUCUGUAACUGGGGAAGUUACAGUUAGCACCGGCGCACCUGAAGCAACAUCAGAACACGUGACAUCCUCUACCAUAACGGGCACGCCAGAGAAACCCGAGGUUACCACGGCAUCAAAGGUACCAGAAGAGGAAAGAGAAGAAGGAGCAACCACUCCACAUGUCACGGAAGUGGUUACCGCAGAGAGCACGACGUCAAGGACAACCGAAAGGCCAGAAUUGACUACGACGUCCAAACCAACUUAUUUCACUUCGCCGGAAACCGCUCCCACCGGAGCGAAGGCUUCUGAGACAUCACCUGCCGAGGGUGUAACCACAGAGGCAGUGACGACACCAAUUGGCGAGACGACUGUGAAGCCCGAAGUGACAAGUGCGGUGGUAACAACGGAGGUGUUCUACGAGGCAACUACAAAACCAGCUUUGACGGAAGAGCCGAGCGUCGAGCCGACAAAACCGCAGCUGUCGACGGUGCCUCCACUUGUGGAGGAAACUUCCACUCCAGUUUCUGUAAGUCCCACUGAAGCUGAGGUUACGCCUGAAGAAACUGGAGCUACAACCGGAGCGCCCACAGAAAAACCAGAGAUCACUGUUAUCACCGAAAGCCCAAGAACUAGACCAACAACAAUUGGAUUUGAUUUCUUAGAUCACAAAAAGCUACCAACCACUGUCACGCCGGCAUCUACGAAAGAGACAGAGGCAACAACCGUAGCACCAUCAGAAACAACGGAACACACAGCUGCGACUGAGAGCCCCGGUACUAAACCAACAACAAUUGGAUUUGAUUUCAUCGACCACAGAAAGGGACCCACUGUCACGCCUACAGCCGCACCAGAGGAAAAACCGGAAGUUACAACCCCAGUCAAGUACGAAGUUACCGAAACCAAAGAACCUGAAUCGGCAACUACCUCGCUGCCAGAGUCUACAACGCCCAGCACAGGUGUGCCAACGACGGAAGCAGCAAUUACGACGACUGCUGUCGAAGAGCUUCCUGUCUCAACGAAAAAAGACGACACCGUCGCGCGCGAAGACAAACCGACAACCCCCGAGGAGGAGGAAGAAGAGGAAGAAGCUGGUGAGAAAUCUUCACGUGUUCCCACUCGGUGUCGAUACCAUUUACAAGCCAUCCUUCGUGGCUACAAUCACUUGAGUGUUCUGAACAAUAGUUGGCCAAGCGACCUUUUGUGUCGGAUAAAAACGUAG
Molecule: messenger RNA, 3732 nt
Organism: Ixodes scapularis (black-legged tick)
Lineage: Eukaryota; Metazoa; Arthropoda; Arachnida; Ixodida; Ixodidae
Product: mucin-2
Exons: 12
Coding region: 1-3732 (1243 amino acids)
Molecular function (GO): protein binding
Source: RefSeq, a predicted model, not a curated record